Messenger RNA from Chinchilla lanigera (long-tailed chinchilla), 2123 nucleotides. RefSeq names its product HGF activator (gene Hgfac). The transcript has 14 exons. Gene Ontology annotation, cellular component: extracellular region; rough endoplasmic reticulum. Gene Ontology annotation, molecular function: serine-type endopeptidase activity. NCBI's taxonomy places the organism in Eukaryota, Metazoa, Chordata, Mammalia, Rodentia, Chinchillidae. The coding region runs from base 65 to 2038 and encodes 657 amino acids. The record is from RefSeq and is a predicted model, not a curated record. Gene Ontology annotation, biological process: blood coagulation; zymogen activation.
CCUGGCUGCCCCGCCUCCAGCUCCCCACUGCCCUGGGAGCCCACGCCGGCUGGCCGGAGGAGCCAUGGGGCGCUGGGCUCGGGUCCCUGGUCCCUGCCCCCCACUGGGGCUGUAUCCCCUCCUGUUGCUUCUGCUGCUGCUGCCUUGGGAAGCCCAGCCCCAGGCUGGCGAGAACUACACGGAGCCCCCAGGACCUAAUGCCACAGCUACCCGGGGAGCCCCUUUGAUCCCUGUGACCUCGGUGACACCCAAGACCCCAACCAGGAGCCCUCCAGAGGCAGAGGUGGGAGCAGAGGGACCCCAAGGUGGGGAGCAGCCCAACCCAGGCAUGGCGACUCCCUCAAACAGCGUCCCUGAGGGUCAAGUGCUCACGGAGGCUGGGCAGCCCUGCAGGUUCCCAUUCCGCUAUGGUGGCCGCAUGCUGCACACCUGCACCCUGGAGGGUAGUGCCCACAGGAAGUGGUGUGCGACAACUCACAACUACGACCGGGACAGGGCCUGGGGCUACUGUGUGGAGACUGCCCUGCCAUCACAGGGCCCAGCUGCCCUGGACCCCUGUGCCUCUGGCCCCUGCCUCAAUGGCGGCACCUGCUCUAGCACCCAGGACCCCACAUCCUACCACUGCACCUGCUCCGCAGCCUUCACAGACAGGGACUGCGGCACGGCGAAGUGCUUCGACGAGGGCCGCCAAGAGUACCUGGAGCCGGGUGACCGCUGGGCCCGCGUGCACCAGGGCCGGGUGGAGCAGUGCGGCUGCGCAGGGGGCCAGGCGCGGUGCAGAGGCGCCCCUCACACAGCAUGCCUGAGCAGCCCGUGCCUGAAUGGGGGCACCUGCCACCUCAUCACGGGCACCGGGACCAGCGUCUGUGCCUGCCCACCGGGCUACGCCGGGCGGCUUUGCAAUAUCGUGCCCUCCGAGCGCUGCUUCGUGGGCAACGGCACCGAGUACCGCGGUGUGGCCAGCACGGCGGCCUCGGGCCUGGGCUGCUUGGCCUGGAACUCCGACCUGCUCUACCAGGAGCUGCACGUGGACUCGGUGGACGCCGCCGCCCUGCUGGGCCUGGGCCCCCACGCCUUCUGCCGGAACCCAGACAAGGACGAGCGGCCCUGGUGCUACGUGCUGAAGGACCACGCGCUCUCCUGGGAGUACUGCCGCCUGGCAGCCUGCGAAUCCCUGUCUAGAUUCCAUCCGCCACCCCCUGAGGUCCUGGCCAUGCUGCCCGAGGCGGCUCCAGCCCCGCGCCCAACCUGUGGUCGGAGGCACAAGAAAAGGACAUUCCUGCGGCCACGCAUCGUCGGCGGCUCGUCCUCGCUGCCCGGCUCCCACCCUUGGCUGGCUGCCAUCUACAUCGGGGACAGCUUCUGCGCCGGGAGCCUCAUCCACACCUGCUGGGUGGUGUCCGCUGCCCACUGCUUCUCCAGCAGCCCCCCCAGAGGCAGCGUCUCAGUGGUGCUGGGCCAGCACAUCUUCAACCGCACAACGGAUGUGACGCAGACAUUCGCCAUCGAGAAAUACAUCCCCUACCCGCUGUACUCGGUGUUCAACCCCAGCGACCACGACCUGGUCCUGAUCCGGCUGAGGAAGAAGGGCGACCGCUGUGCCGUGCGCUCCCAGUUUGUGCAGCCCAUCUGCCUGCCCGAGCCCGGCAGCUCCUUCCCCGCGGGGCACAAGUGCCAGAUCUCAGGCUGGGGCCACAUGGACGAGCAGGUGAGCGGCUACGCCAGCUCCCUGCGGGAGGCGCUGGUCCCCAUUGUGGCUGACCACAAGUGCAGUAGCCCAGAGGUGUACGGUGCCGACAUCAGCCCCAACAUGCUCUGCGCCGGCUACUUCGACUGCAAGUCCGACGCCUGCCAGGGGGACUCAGGCGGGCCCCUGGCCUGCGAGAAGAACGGGGUGGCCUACCUGUACGGCAUCAUCAGCUGGGGCGACGGCUGCGGGCGGCUCAACAAGCCGGGCGUCUACACCCGCGUGGCCAACUACGUGGACUGGAUCAGCGACCGGAUACGGCCCGCCAAGCGGCCCCUGCCCCCCUCGUAGGCGCUGGGCAGGGGUGUCCUGCCCUCUCACAAUUGCUUGCCUUGAGGACAAUAAAGACGGUCGGAGACCCGACCAUGCUGUUGUG